UCCUUCCGUGUGUCCUACCGGCUUCACUCGUACGGCUGCAGGUGAGGUUGAUCUGCGCCGCUGUUCUCUGCUGGCUGGUUUUCCGAAAAAUUCCGCUGAGCUCCUUUAAGCUGAGCAUGGCAAACCGACUGCUGCAGAUCAGCGAGCGUGCAGUCAAGUUGGCACCCUUAGCAGCACGGGCUCAACCAGCAGCUGCAUACCAUGGCCGUGCCCUUAUUGGCAAGCGAGAAGUGGUUGGCUUUGGUAUGAAUGGCGAGUACAGCUACAUUGACAACCCCGACUUCCCUAUGCCAGCCAUCCGCUACAAGGAACCCACUCCAGAUAUUGAAAAAUUGCGUGAGAAGGAGAAGGGGGAUUGGAAAAACCUCAGUCUGGAGGAGAAGAAAGCCUUGUACCGGUACAGCUUUUUCCAGACCUAUGCUGAAAUGAAUGCAUCGCGAAAUGAGUGGAAACCCAUUGUGGGGAAUGUGUGCUUGCUUUUGGGUGCGACCCUCUGGGUUUGGAUUUUCCUAAAGAAGUUUGUGUAUGGGCCAUUGCCAGAAUCCACCUCUUUGGAAGCAAGGCAGGCUCAGCUGCAGAGGAUGAUUGACCUUAGAGUGAAUCCUGUUGAGGGCAUUGCCUCGAAGUGGGACUAUGAAAACAACAGGUGGAAGUGAAGACUUCUUCAGUGCACCACACAGCUGCACUAGAAGUAGGUUUUAGGUCUUCACCUUUCUGCAAUAAAGUAUACACUCAAGUCACA
Molecule: messenger RNA, 742 nt
Organism: Rhipicephalus microplus (southern cattle tick)
Lineage: Eukaryota; Metazoa; Arthropoda; Arachnida; Ixodida; Ixodidae
Product: cytochrome c oxidase subunit 4 isoform 1, mitochondrial
Biological process (GO): mitochondrial electron transport, cytochrome c to oxygen
Cellular component (GO): respiratory chain complex IV
Source: RefSeq, a predicted model, not a curated record